Molecule: messenger RNA, 696 nt
Organism: Cryptotermes secundus
Lineage: Eukaryota; Metazoa; Arthropoda; Insecta; Blattodea; Kalotermitidae
Product: peptidyl-tRNA hydrolase 2, mitochondrial-like
Exons: 1
Coding region: 22-618 (198 amino acids)
Cellular component (GO): cytosol; mitochondrion
Molecular function (GO): peptidyl-tRNA hydrolase activity
Source: RefSeq, a predicted model, not a curated record
AUCGAUGCCAACCAAGAAGAGAUGAAGUCCACAGUAAAUACCCUCCAAGAGAAGAUGGAUGCCUGGAGAGCAAGCAUGAGGGAUGAUCAAAAAGAGAGAAUGGUCUGCCAACAAGCAACAGAGGCCAAUCCAGAAAAGAUGGAGUCCAGAGUGGAGCACUGGGAAGUCCCUAAGGAUGAGGCCGCAGGGAAAACUUCCGUAGCAAAGAAGAAGCGGCAUAGGGGCCGGAAUCUAGCUGAAGUUAUUAGAUCCUCCAGAGAUGAAGAUAAUUUCAAGUUGGCUCUUGUUGUUCAAACAGACUUGAAGAUGGAAAAAGGAAAAGCAGCAGCUCAGUGUUCCCAUGCAGCAGUCAUGGCAUAUGAACAGGCCUUGCACCACCAGCCCGCUGUUCUCAGACUCUGGCAAGCCUGUGGACAGGCCAAGGUAGUGCUCAAAGUGGAAACAGAACGCGAGUUACUGGAGCUUGCUCACAAGGCUCGCAACCAGGGGCUCAUCACAAGUCUUGUAUGUGAUGCUGGAUGCACCCAGGUAGCUCCAGGCUCCAAAACUGUGCUGGGGAUAGGCCCUGGACCUGUCAACCUUGUGGACACAGUAUCUGGACAUCUGAAGUUGUUCUGAGGAAGAGAAUGUGUUUGUGUGUGAACUCAUGUAUCGACUCAAAAGACUGGAAAAUAGUUAUCAGCCUGAGCAACAUUC